Molecule: messenger RNA, 1815 nt
Organism: Miscanthus lutarioriparius
Lineage: Eukaryota; Viridiplantae; Streptophyta; Magnoliopsida; Poales; Poaceae
Source: the annotation of a GenBank genome assembly
AUGGGCACGAGGUCCGCGACGGCGACCGAGAUGGCCCUAGCCAUCGGUGGCGUCGGCGUCGAUGAGUCCUCCGCGCUCGGGAGGAACGUGUUCGGCGUCAAAAGGGUGGUCUUCCCGGUCGCCCAGAUGUCCGUCCCGGGUCGGCGGCGCCUCGGGAAGCGGCUGAUGUCGGAGCUCGACGCCGUGCGCGAUCUCCUCAGUAGGGCGGAGCUAUAUUCCUGCGUUUCUGGCGCAGCCGGCAAGGGCGACCGGCUCUUUGCCCCCGGUGCGCCAGUGGAGGAGGAUGAUGGGUGCAGAGCGGCGAAGAGCAGAAAGGUAUCUCCUUUCGCGGAUCGCGCAAGGGAGUCGAAGCGAGAUGAUAGGGAGCGGCUGGCCGGCCGCCUGGCCUCGAUGGUGGCGGUGCUGCCGGAUCACGUCGUCGCGUUCCUGCAGAACCGACGCGUUGGGGAUGCCGAUUCCCGCGGCGACGACGGCGAGAUCGAGAUGGACGACGUGCACUCCAUGAAAGAUGGUGCUCUGUUCCAGCUGAAGAUGUUGCUGGACAAGUUCGCGCCGGAGAGCUCGCCCAAGUUGCUGGUGGACAAGUUCGCGCCGGAGGUGAGCACGCCGAAGAGUUGCGGAAGGUGCGCACCACUGGCUGCCUCCGGCAUCAUCUGCCUGUCGCAGGCGCAGCACCAAGAAGCAGGAGCCAGAAUGCCCCCGGUGCAAGAGGAGGAGGAGGAGGGCAUCAACAUCUGUGGCGGCGUCUCUCGCAUAGAGAUCCGGGACAUCGCCGAGGAGUACGGCGAGCUCGUGAAUGACAUCGGUGUUCAGCUCCUGUCGCCGCUCCAGCGCAAGUACGUUGAUCUCGCCGAGGAAGACAGGUACGUUGACAUCUGCGGCGACGCCUCUCCUGUCGUGUUCCCGGCCAAGACCUGCGAUAGCAGCAGCCCAAGCUUAAGCACGAGCAGUGACUCCGAUGCAACGUCCACUGAUUCCGACUCAAGCAGCAGCUCGCCGGAGGCUCUUCCCAAGGAGCAUUCAUGUUGCAGAGCCGGAGAACCAGUGCCGGCGCCUGAGUCUGAUCUUAUCCAAGGCAAACACAAUACGCAGCCACCAGAGCCGGCGCCUGAGGCGAUUCAUAUCGCAGAGCCGGAGAACCAGUGCGCCCCGGCGACGGUGUUCGCGGUCACCAAAAGCCCACCUUCGCUGACGGUUCUUCCCAAGGAAUGUGGCACCCUUGCUCAGCCACCAGAACAGGCACCGGAAACUGUCCAGAUUGCAGAGCCAGAGGAGCUUAAGGAAAAGUGUGCGGCGCCCGGGGCUACGGUGCACCCCAUCACCGGCAGCGCACCUCCGCCUGCGGUUCUUCCCAACGAGAAUGGCAUCUCUUCUCAGCCGGCACCGGUGCCGGCGCCAGUGGCGGCGCAGAUUGCAGAGCCGCAGCCACAGCCACAGCCACAGACGAGCGACCUGAUCGACAUGGCGCGACAGGAGGGGAAGAGGCGUGCGAUGGCCAAGGCCCGCCAGGAGCUUCUCAAGCUGCAGAGGGCGGCGCUGCCCGACGAGCGCAUCCAUCCGCUGGACAUGGAGCUGCUGGGCAUCGCGGCGUUCGAGCACGUCGUGAGCACCGUGCGGGACGCGCGCACGGCGCAGCCCCAGGUGAACGAUGAAGUUGACCUCCGUGUCUCUCCCGGUCGCCCCAGCAUAUUGCAGCAGCUGGGGGUCUUCCUGAAGGCCGAUGGCGACGGCGAGGAGGAGCAGCUGCCACCGCUGGCCGUCGCUUCUGAUGGUGAAGACAUGGACAUGGAGAUAGAGGACGGGCAGAUUCUCUAG